AUAAUUUACACUCCUACCUCUCCUGAACAUAAAAAAAAAAAAAAAAGCAGUAAAAAUAUAUUCCAAAUGUACACUUGGAAAGCGUUGAUUUGGCAGAAAUUAAUUGAGACUAUAAAAAUAACGAAAUUUAAAUAUUUUUUCUUUCUUUUUCAACUUUAGAUAUAAAAAAAUGUCUUUCUUUAAGAAGCUUUUUUUCUUACUUGUGGCUAUUAAUACAGCCUUCCUCAGUUAUGAUUAUUAUCAAGGUGGUCAGAUUGGAUUUAAUUUAGUAGAGAACGCUAAACAGUUGAAUAAGGAAAAGCUUGCCAGUUACCUUGUCGAAAUCAAAUCCACAACACCCGAAAAGUUAGCAGGUCAUGUAAAUAACGCGUUUGCUCAACUUAAGAAUGUCAACUCUGCUACAGAUGUUCUCCAGCUUAUCCGUGAAAAGACCUCUGUUGGCGGUGGUGCUGGCUCAGGAAAGAACAGUGUCGAAUACGAAGGUAACGUUGUCAUCUUGACUGAUGGUAAUUUCAAGACUGUCAUGGAUGGUUCAAAGCCUGCUCUCGUUGAAUUCUAUGCUCCUUGGUGUGGUCACUGUAAGAACUUGGCACCUGUCUGGUCUCAAUUAGCUGAUGCCUUUUCUCAUCAAAAGGCCAAUGUUGUUGUUGCUAAAAUUGAUGCUGAUACUCACCGUGAGACUGGUACUUUGUUUGGUGUACAAGGCUUCCCUACUUUAAAAUGGUUCCCCCAAGGUGUUAACUCUCCUCAGGGUGUUGAAGACUAUAAAGGUGGCCGUGAUUUGACUUCUCUUGCCAACUUUAUCCGUGAAAAGACCGGUAUCUCUCCUCGUAUCAAGUCUCAAAAGUCUGACGUUGUUGAAUUAAACACCAAAAACUUUCACCAAGUCGCUUUAAACCCCAACAAGAACGUGAUUGUUGAGUUCUAUGCCUCAUGGUGUGGUCACUGUAAAACACUUGCUCCUAUCUGGGAAAAGGUUGCUAGUACCUUUGCCAAUGAGGAAAACUGUGUUGUUGCCAAAAUCGAUGCUGAUUUAGAAAGAGAUAUUGGUACUGAAUUCGAUAUUUCUGGUUUCCCUACCAUCAAGUUCUUCCCUGCAGGAGAAACUGAACCCGUUGCAUACGAAGGUGGUCGUUCGGAACAAGCUUUUGUUGAUUUCCUUAACAAGAAGUGUGGUACUCACCGUGUUGUUGGUGGUGGUUUAGAACCUGUUGCUGGACGUAUUCACAAGUUGGAUACCUUGGCUAUCCAAUUUAUUAAGGAUGCUGCUGCUCGUGAAAAGAUUCAAGCUGAAGCUGCUCAACAUGCCAAAGAAAUCGGUACCCGUUAUGCCAAUUACUAUGCUAAAAUCAUGGAAAAGGUCUCUCAACAUGGCGAGGAUUUCCUCAACACUGAAAAGGCCCGUCUUGCCAAAAUCGCAAACUCUGAUGAUGUUGCAACCUCCAAGUUGGAUGACUUUAAUAUUCGCAAGAACAUUUUAGCUGCCUUUGAUAAAAAGGCUACUCCUGUUGCUGAAACAACUGUGUAAACAAAUAUAAAAAUUUAAUAAAAAGCAGAAGAAAGCAG
This is a messenger RNA of Mucor mucedo, 1566 nucleotides long. RefSeq names its product thioredoxin-like protein. Gene Ontology annotation, molecular function: protein disulfide isomerase activity. NCBI's taxonomy places the organism in Eukaryota, Fungi, Mucoromycota, Mucoromycetes, Mucorales, Mucoraceae. The transcript has 3 exons. Gene Ontology annotation, cellular component: endoplasmic reticulum. The record is from RefSeq and is a predicted model, not a curated record. Gene Ontology annotation, biological process: protein folding. Bases 170 to 1528 code for a protein of 452 amino acids.